Molecule: messenger RNA, 2116 nt
Organism: Cyprinus carpio (common carp)
Lineage: Eukaryota; Metazoa; Chordata; Actinopteri; Cypriniformes; Cyprinidae
Gene: dmrt3a
Product: doublesex and mab-3 related transcription factor 3a
Biological process (GO): male sex differentiation; regulation of transcription by RNA polymerase II
Cellular component (GO): nucleus
Molecular function (GO): protein binding; DNA-binding transcription factor activity, RNA polymerase II-specific; RNA polymerase II cis-regulatory region sequence-specific DNA binding
Source: RefSeq, a predicted model, not a curated record
UGUAAAUUGCUCGUGACCGUGAUGUGAGAAAUAGAAGUCACUCGUUAGUGCGUGUCAGAUCGCCUGAUGCACUUCUUUAUUGCGGGGCGAAAGGUGGAUCCUCGACUUAAAGAGUCAACACCUCUCAUCACGAGUGUAGCGAGCAGCAGAGGGGCUUGAUCUCUUGACAGCACUCUUCCUCUACAUCUUAUCUGAUGCACUUGCGCCCCUGGCACCUCUGGAAACGACUUGAGAAAUGAAUGGCUACGGAUCGCCCUACCUCUACAUGGGGGGCCCGGUGUCCCAGCCGAGAGCUCCCCUCCAGAGGACCCCAAAGUGUGCCCGCUGCAGGAACCACGGGGUGCUCUCCUGGCUGAAGGGGCACAAGCGUUACUGCCGUUUUAAGGACUGCACUUGCGAGAAAUGUAUUCUGAUAAUCGAGCGACAGCGGGUCAUGGCGGCUCAGGUGGCGCUGAGGCGGCAGCAGGCGAACGAGAGUUUGGAGAGUUUGAUCCCUGAGUCUCUGAGAGCGCUGCCGGGGAUCACGGUGGGGAGCGGAGAGCAGAGCGCGAACCCACGAUCAAGCGACAUAGACCUGCGCUGGAGCACAGAGACGGUGACCCCUAAACCGCCGCAAGACCUAAAUGAGGACCUGUCUGGUGGAGAGAACGGUGGUAGUGCCAGUGACAGAGAACCAGAAUCAGUCAGCUCCCCUGAGGAGUCCAAACCUAACCUGUGUUGCACCCCUGACACCUCAGACCCAACUCCCCAGGUUGAGGAGUCGCGCUCUGGCCUGUCUAAAUCCUGCACUGACCCAGAACCCAAAGCUGACAACCCCAAAUACUCCCCUGAGCCCAACAUCCUCAUCGAAGGCCUCUCCGGCUCUGUAUCUCUCCCUUUCAGCCUGAGGGCCAACCGACCUCCACUGGAGGUCCUGAAGAAGAUCUUCCCAGCCCACAAACCAGCAGUCCUGGAGCUCAUCCUGAAAGGCUGCGGUGGGGACCUGGUCGGAGCCAUCGAGAUCCUGCUCUCCAGCCGUUCUACGAUGAAACCAGAAAAGGUUCUGUCUGAAAACUCAGAUGCUCUGGUUCUCCCCUCAAACGGCCAUCUCUUUGAGCACCCGCUGAGUUCGUACCCGGUCUCAUCUUCCAAGUGGUCCGUCGGUUCGGCCUUCCGUGUUCCCGAUUCCCUGCGCUUCUCCUCAGAGCCUUCUGCUGGAGUUGUACCAGGCCCUCUUAGCAUGCCGCUCCAGCACGGCUUCCCCCAGCCGCCUCGAUACCCCCUCAUGCUGAGAAAUUCAUUGAGCCGUGGCCAAGCCGGGCCCUUCAUGCACAACGAUUUGACUCUUUGGAAUACCAUGACAUUACAGCAGCAGUAUCAGCUGCGGUCACAGUACGUCCCUCCGUUCUCAGGCCCCUCAGCCGGAGUGAUCCGCAGCUCACCACUUCUCACCAGCAGGCCCACCGAGGAGCAUCGAAUCAGCAUCCAGGAGGACAGCUGUCCUGUCAUUGCCAAACAGAGCAUGUUUGCUACAGAUGAGGAGUAUGAUGAAAGAUCUGACUCCUCAGACUCCAGGAUCCUGAACACUUCCUCCUAACUCCUCUACGGUUUCAAUAGAUGGAUGGAAAAGCACUGAAAUAUGUUUCAAAUGGGUUCUUGAAAUGAUAAAAAAAGAGACACUGCUCAUCUAGGAGCGCAUUGAAAAGAUAUACAGUGCAUUACUAGAGGUAUUGUAUUUCUAAUAGAUCGAGGUUGUUGUGCCAACUUAAUCAUGUGUGGAAUAACAUUAGCUUUCAUUUUAGGGGGGAAAUCAUUAAGGUACUAUUAUUUGACCAAAAAGUCUGAAUAACUUAAUAUAUUUGAGCACAGUCAUCUCUGUUUCCACUUUGCAUGAAAAGUACCAUUGAUAACAGUUUAAUGUAGAAAUAUUCCAGCAGUCCUGCAUGUAAAAGUAUGGCAAAUAAACCUUCUAUGUACUGUUAUUGUCACGGUGUUUGCCUCAGUCAAAUACCUAUGUAUUAGAUAUCUGUAAAACGAAACAAACUCUUUAAAAUAAAACAAACAAACAAAGAAAUACAUAUAAAACUGCCUUAAAAUAUGUCUUCAAAAAUUCAAUAGCAACUCUUUAGAAUAAAAA